Molecule: messenger RNA, 2239 nt
Organism: Osmerus eperlanus (European smelt)
Lineage: Eukaryota; Metazoa; Chordata; Actinopteri; Osmeriformes; Osmeridae
Gene: olfm1b
Product: olfactomedin 1b
Exons: 6
Coding region: 535-1992 (485 amino acids)
Biological process (GO): signal transduction
Source: RefSeq, a predicted model, not a curated record
CCAACUAGGGACCCCCGGUGGCACGGGAAGGGCGUCUGGCAAGCAGUCAGGACGGACCUAGCUGACAUCACUCUCUUUAUAGAUCCGUAGUGCCCCCUCCCUGCCUUUCUCAUCCAUUCGAGCAGCUUGUGUGUAGUCACUCGCACUUAAUCACAGAGUGCUCGAGGCAGGAGGCGGAUCGAGGGCGUGAACGAAAGAGGGACGGAGAACGGGAAAGACACCAGUGCGCGGGACAGCAGAUCGAGAGAAAGAGUAACAGACUGAGAGGUUUUUUUCUCCAACCUGUACUUUACAGUCUCACUUUAGAACGCUUUCCGCGUUCACACUGGUAGUUGCAGUCAACCACUGACCUGUUAACUCCGGGCGUGCGCUCCGCUCCGUUCACCAGUCGUUCAGCCGAGAUGUCCAAGGAAAGACCUAACGACUCAGAGGCACGGGUGAUAAACCAAGCUUCUCCGGGCAACAUGGAUUGCCUCGCUUGUUUCUUGCUGGAAUCCGUAGAAUGAGGGAUUGGGAUAAGCGCAGACCGCAGAGAUGUCGGUGCCUUUGCUGAAGAUUGGCGUGGUGCUCAGCACCAUGGCGAUGAUCACCAACUGGAUGUCGCAGACGUUGCCCUCGUUGGUGGGGCUCAAUACCACCAAGCUCACGGCGGCUCAGGGCGGGUACCCGGACCGGAGUACUGGAGUGUUGCCAGCUAACCCGGAGGAGUCGUGGCAGGUGUACAGUUCGGCCCAGGACAGCGAGGGGAGGUGUGUGUGCACCGUGGUGGCGCCCCAGCAGUCCAUGUGCUCGCGGGACGCCCGCACCAAGCAGCUACGGCAACUGCUGGAGAAGGUCCAGAACAUGACCCAGUCUAUCCAGGUCCUGGACCAGAGGACCCAGCGAGACCUGCAAUACGUGGAGAAGAUGGAGGUCCAGCUCCGUGGCCUGGAGACCAAGUUCAGACAGGUGGAGGAGAACCACAAGCAGAACAUCGCCAAGCAAUACAAGGCCAUAAAAGCGAAAAUGGAGGAGCUUAGACCGUUGAUACCAGUGUUGGAGGAGUACAAGGCCGAUGCCAAAUUGGUAUUGCAGUUUAAGGAAGAGGUCCAGAAUCUGACGUCAGUUCUAAGCGAACUUCAGGAGGAGAUGGGGGCCUAUGACUACGAGGAGCUGCACAGCAGAGUGUCAAAUCUCGAAGAGAGACUCCGAGCGUGCAUGCAAAAAUUAGCGUGCGGGAAACUGACCGGCAUCAGCGACCCAAUCACCAUCAAGACCUCCGGGUCACGCUUCGGAUCCUGGAUGACCGACCCUCUGGCGCCGGAGGGAGACACCCGGGUGUGGUACAUGGACGGUUACCACAACAACCGUUUUGUGCGGGAGUACAAGUCCAUGGCUGACUUCAUGACCACGGACAACUUCACGUCCCACCGGCUCCCCCACCCGUGGUCCGGCACCGGUCAGGUGGUCUACAACGGCUCCCUCUACUUCAACAAGUUCCAGAGCCACGUGAUCAUCAAGUUCGACUUCAAGACCUCCGCCAUAAGCAGGAACCGGCAGCUGGACAACGCGGGGUUCAACAACAUGUACCACUACGCCUGGGGAGGCCACUCGGACAUCGACCUCAUGGUGGACGAAGGCGGGCUCUGGGCCGUCUACGCCACCAAUCAGAACGCGGGGAACAUCGUGCUGAGCAAGCUGAACCCCAACACGCUCCAGAUCAUCAAGAGCUGGACCACCAACCACCCCAAGAGGAGCGCCGGCGAGGCCUUCAUGAUCUGCGGGACGCUGUACGUCACCAACGGUUACUCCGGGGGCACCAAGGUGUACUACGCCUACUCCACCAACUCCUCCACGUACGAGUACAUCGACAUCGCCUUCCAGAACAAAUACUCCCAUAUAUCCAUGCUGGAUUACAACCCUCGCGACCGCGCCCUCUACGCCUGGAACAACGGCAACCAAGUGCUCUACAACGUGACGCUGUUCCACGUCAUACGGUCCGAGGAACUGUAACCGCCGGCAACAGGGCGCCGGAGCUUAGCGUGCAAGCUACAUGUCUACAUUAGGGGUUGUAUCCAGAGAUUCAUUCUAUUUAUGAAAAUGCUGUAUAUUUGAGAAGGACAUAGAGAGAGUAGACUGUAUGGUGAAGGUCAUUCUGUACGCUGUUAUAUCAUUAGACUGAAUGGGAUUGCAUCACCUAGCUGGACGCCAUGUGGAUGAAUGUGCUUACCGACAAAACCGACAUGAAAAAUAUAUAAUA